Paramuricea clavata is the source of this 2537-nucleotide messenger RNA. Lineage: Eukaryota; Metazoa; Cnidaria; Anthozoa; Malacalcyonacea; Plexauridae. The record is from the annotation of a GenBank genome assembly.
AUGAGAUAUAAUUUUCACCUACGUGUUCAACAUCCGGGUGAGUCAGUUAAUUCUUAUGCUGUGGCGUUAAAAGAAGCUGGUGCAAAAUGUGGGUUUCGAGGUGAUGAAUAUGCCAGUAGACUAGUCGACCAGUUUAUUCUUGGACUGAGAGAUCGUACAACUCAGAGUAAAUUUUUGCAAGAACCCCCACGUGAUUUGGAUGAUGCUUUAUUGAUUGCAGGAAGAUUCGAAGCUGCAAAUGCAACGAUGCAAACAUUGGCUAUGCAAGGUCAGGGUACAGGCAAUAACAGUAUGAUCGGAGCUGUGCGUUCUAUGCGUAAAGUGGUUACAUGUUUUGCAUGCAAUGGAUUUGGACAUGUUGCAAAACAAUGCCCUACAUUAAGGAAUAGUUUCAAACAAGACACUCAGUUGUCGCCUAAAGUAUGUUAUCUGUGUCAAAAGCCUGGACAUAUAGCUCGUAACUGUUUUAUUUCCAAAUCAGGACAAGUUGAUGUGCAAAACAGUCAAGGUAAGCAUGUCCCUAAUAGAAAGUCUCUAGUUUGGUAUCGUUGUGGCAAAGAAGGUCACAUUGCCAAGUUUUGUUGGACGAUACUAAGGAGGCUGUACAAAGCCAAGAUCAACGUUUGAACAACCAGCAAAACCGAACUUGCAUGCAAAACGAAACACAAUCUAAGAUAAAAUUAUCAACAAUUUCCCCAGCAAGCAAAGGGAAAACCCUCAUGGUUGAAGCCCAGAUAAAAGGGAAAUCUAAGCUUUGUAUUGUUGAUACGGGUGCUUCAAUUUCACUAGUUAGCAAGAAUGAGUGGCAAUUAUUAAAGGGAAACAAUGCCUCUUUGACUCCAUCUGAUAUCCUUGCUGAGGCAGCAAACAAUUCCCCGAUAGGGAUUCUGGGUAAGACUACCUUGGAUGCUAAAGUUGACCCUGGACACAUAACAUGCGAUGAAUUUUAUGUUGCUAGUGGCAUGAUAUCUGAGAUUAUUCUUGGCCUGGACUGGCUAAUGAGUAAUAAAGUCAACGUUGACCUUUCAAGAAUAGCCCACGUGCAGGCCCAAGGGAAGAAUAGUGGGCCCCGCGUUCCACGCAGCAUUCUGAUUGGCUGUUUGCUAUUGGAUUCUAUAAUUAGGUCAGUGAUUCAUCACAAAGUCUCUCGAUAAGCUUUAAAUUCGAAAAUUGAGUGUUGGAAUAGCAACAUUACGACUGGGGUAAACUAUAGUAACCUUUGCUUGAGUUUCAUUAAUUUCAAACAGACUUGAUACGUUAUAUGUUCCUCAAGAAAAUUACUUUUUGGUUGAUGUUGACUCUGUUCUUGCACUGAAGAAAACAGCGCUGUUGAUUCGCGGUGAAAAUUUAGAGGCAGUUGCGUGUAAGCCUAUUCGAAACACUUUAAUUAAUUACGAUUUACAAGGCUUCGCUGAGAGAGUGAAACAGAAUACGGUAAUUGCCGUUUGAAACGAAACGAUCUGGACGCUCUGAACGCUCUCUUCUUUUGUAGAGUUCCUUACCAAAUGAAAUAACUGAAAUAAAUUUCGUACUUUCCGCCACCAACAAAAAUUGCAGACACGAUCUGAUAAGUGAGACAAUUUAUUUAUAACAAUGGCGACAGCGAAGCACUCGCACGACUUCCCUCACGAAUCACGAUUUGAAGUUUGAUACUGGUUUUCUGUUGAAAUUCGUCCUAAUUUGCCUGUUCCGACUUUAGUUGAAAAGAGCACUUGCAAAUUUGGCAAUUACUGACUGCGUUGCUUGCUUUUUUCGAGUUAAAACGCAGCUAUUUACACAUUGUUAUAAGCAGAGAAAACUCCGCAACAUUUUAAUGCGAGUUUAUUGUUAAUAUUUGGGUUGCUGUCAUUGGUUCUUUUUUGACAAUUGACGCGCGAAUGGGGGCGUGUUAUGAAAAGGGGCGUUUUACAAAAUACCGGGCCUUGCUUGCAGGCCCACUAUUCUUCCAUUGGGCCUGCACGCGGGCUAUUUCAAGAAUGGUGUUGACAUUUCCUGAUUUGUCUACCCUUGUCCGUGUUUCGACUGUGUCAGUAGCUGUUGUUUUGGACGAGGAUAUUGAAGUCCCGGCAAAGCAUGAAAUAUUUCAAACAGCUCGAAUAAGAAAUCCUACCAUUUGUGAAAGUAUUUUGGAACCGAACAUGAAACUAUCAGGAAAGGGUGUUUUAGUUGCUAGAGUUGUUGUUCAGCCAAAGGAACAAAGAGUUCCUAUCCAGAUAAUAAACCCAGGAACAGAACCGGUUAAGUUAUAUAAAGGGAUGAAAGUAGGAAAUCUAGAACAAGUCGAUGGUCUUAUACCAAAAGAUUCCCCCAAUGAUGUCAAUUUCCAACUUGAUCAUUUGCAACCAGAACAAAAAACAAGAAUGGAACACUUGCUAGUCACAAUGAUAUGUAUGUUUGCCACAAAUUCAGGAGAGUUAGGCCUUACAUCAGUAUCAGAGCAUAAGAUUGAAACUCAAGAUGCAGUGCCAAUAAAACAGUUGCCUCGACGUUUACCAAAUGCACUUCGACCUGUUGUAGAAGAACAAGUGAAAUGUUAG